Messenger RNA from Aspergillus terreus NIH2624, 933 nucleotides. RefSeq lists its product as uncharacterized. Lineage: Eukaryota; Fungi; Ascomycota; Eurotiomycetes; Eurotiales; Aspergillaceae. The transcript has 2 exons. The record is from RefSeq and is a predicted model, not a curated record. Bases 1 to 933 code for a protein of 310 amino acids.
AUGCGAACAACGAACCGAGUGAACCCCCAGGUCCGGCCUACCAAUUCGCAGUCCCGCAACUCUAAGAAGACAGCCGUACCGCCGGCGAACCUGAAUCCCACCAACGCCAAUUCCGAUCGCCCUCGCCCUCGCCGUGUAUUCGAUGCGAGAUCUCUUGCUGCAUCCCAGUCAGGGGCUCAGACGGCCAAGAUUCUCAGGACUCCUAGGGCCAGAACGGCUCGUAACGGCCCCCCUGCUCGUCCCCGGAAGUUCAAAACUCCCGCGAAGACGCCAUCCUCCAGAGAUCGGAGAACACCCCGCCGUCGAGCUCCGAAACAAUCCGACGCGGAAGAAGGCGACGAUGCGCAGCGGAUGGAGAUCGAAAAGGUCUAUCGUGAACUCGCGGAGGAAACGAAGCAAGCUCCUGCUCGCUACAACCCCCGGCAGCCGGACUUUUCCAACUUGAUGGAGACAUGGCCUUCUUUCCCGACGGGCGUGACGGCGCAUACUGCUGGGGUUGUGGAGAAAUUGACAUCGCUCAGCGGUCGCACACCGCAUGGGUAUGUCCCUCCCUACGAGCUAGGUAACCGGCUCUUCAAGGGACAGUAUGUCCGGUUUGUGGAUGCGAAGGAGAAAAGCGAAGCCGUCGCCGAGGCGCAACAGCUGUCGCAGCAGCGUGCGGACGAGUACUCACAACGGAAGGGUGACUUGGUAGAACCGGAGGAAAUCAAGUUCACGCCCGUGGGUGGGGAGACUAAGAAGGCAUUGAUCCGAACCUUGGUUCAGGGAAGCUAUUCAGAGGCGCGGCUAGCAAAGGACAAGUCGCCGGUUCUCCAAGAGGUUAGGAGACACCUUGGAAACAACGAGACGUAUCAGACCGUCGGGAAGAGCUCGCAGUUUACCGCGAAAGUGGAAGCUCUCCUUGCCUCCAGCCGCCCUGUCAAGCGGGCCUAA